AUGGUCGCCGCUAAGAAGCACGUCCCGAUCGUCAAGAAGCACACCAAGCGCUUCAACCGUCACCAGUCGGACCGCUUCAAGUGCGUUGACCCAUCAUGGCGCAAGCCCAAGGGUAUCGACAACGCCGUCCGCAGGCGGUUCAAGGGCCGAGCUGCUAUGCCUAAGAUCGGAUACGGCUCCAACAAGAAGACCCGCCACAUGAUGCCCAGCGGCCACAAGGCUUUUCUAACGACCUCAGUCGCCGAUGUUGACCUUCUCCUCAUGCACAACAGCACCUUCGCCGCAGAGAUCGCCCACGCCGUAUCAGCACGAAAGCGCAUCGACAUCAUUGCCCGCGCGAAGCAACUCGGUGUCAAGGUCACCAACGGCAAGGCCCGCGUCAAGACCGAGUCGUAG
This is a messenger RNA of Bipolaris maydis ATCC 48331, 396 nucleotides long. NCBI's taxonomy places the organism in Eukaryota, Fungi, Ascomycota, Dothideomycetes, Pleosporales, Pleosporaceae. The record is from RefSeq and is a predicted model, not a curated record.